Acaulospora morrowiae is the source of this 437-nucleotide messenger RNA. The record is from the annotation of a GenBank genome assembly. Lineage: Eukaryota; Fungi; Glomeromycota; Glomeromycetes; Diversisporales; Acaulosporaceae.
AUAUUGGCGACAUUUAUAGAGAUUCUCAAAAUGCAUAUGAAGAAUAUAAAGCUUGUUUGACUACUACUAUAUAUGGGGGUACUUAUUUGGACCCAGAAAAAUGUAAAGUUAGAGGUUUUGAUCCAAACAAUCCGUCUGAAUAUGUAAAUAAAGAUGUGAAAUUUCCGAAAUGGCUUGAUUAUGUGGAUGAUUUCCCAAAGAAAAAAAACAAGGGAAAUAAGAAUUAUAAAAAGCUAUCAAAAAAGAAAAUUCGUUCUUUAAUGACCAAAGCUUCAUAUCUUAUGGACCAUAAAAUUAAACUUGAAGAUGAACUCUAUGUUAAGGUCGUUGCCGUAAAGAUGAAUAACGACGGUGUUUUUUUAGAGGUGGAGGAGAAAGUGGGGAAGGAAUUGAAAUAUUAUGAAAUUACGUAUCAGCAAGAUAUGGUUGGAUUAUAA